This is a messenger RNA of Rosa chinensis, 512 nucleotides long. RefSeq names its product phosphatidylglycerophosphate phosphatase 1, chloroplastic/mitochondrial. Gene Ontology annotation, molecular function: phosphatidylglycerophosphatase activity. NCBI's taxonomy places the organism in Eukaryota, Viridiplantae, Streptophyta, Magnoliopsida, Rosales, Rosaceae. The transcript is spliced from 4 exons. Bases 1 to 390 code for a protein of 129 amino acids. The record is from RefSeq and is a predicted model, not a curated record.
AUGCCCUUGUGGCGGCGGCGUCUGACGGGCCUUUGGGUGUUGAUCGCGGCUGGCUGGGCGUCACAAUCUGACUGCCCCAAUUCGGAUCCGGGAUUGAAGAAACCGGCUGGGACAGCAGAAGAGAUCGAGAAGCAUUUUGGUUGUAAGUCGUCGCAUCUUAUUAUGGUGGGUGAUCGACCCUUGACUGAUAUUGUCUAUGGGAAUCAAAAUGGCUUUCUAACUAUCUUAACUGGACCUUUGAGUCUUGCAGAGGAGCCAUUCAUUGUUAGGCAGGUGAGGAAACUAGAAACAGCCCUUGUGAAUAGUUGGUCUAGGAAGGGGUUAAAACCCAUGAGUCACAGGUUGUUGCCAGAUGGCAUGCAGUGUGUGAAACAUCCACCACCUCUGUAAGAACUACUGUUGAAUGUUAAUUUAUUCAUGAACAAAAAUUCUUGUAGGUAGCUGUGCCAAUGGUUUUAUUGGUUUUGCAUUUUAUAGUUCAAAGCAACGAGAGAAAUUUUACCUUUGUUCCU